UGUUCGUUUUUGAAAAUCAACAUAUUCUGUAUUAACAACAUUGAAUCUAAAAUAAAUUACUAUAAAAUAGUGAAUAAAUCCUCACAGAUAAUGUUUUCUUUAUACAAAAGUUAUCUGACUGAAGAUUCAAAUAGUUUUACCUAUUGGAACAUAGUAAACGAAAUUUAAAACAGCUAUUACUCUUAUUAGUAAUUUGAAGAUAUAAUGAUUGGAAUGUAUGAUACCUAUGAAGAAGCAAUGGAUAUGGAAGAAGAUGAUCAAUACACUGAAAGUACAUGGACUUACAUUUUUAUGUGUGGUGAACCUACUAUAUAUGAAGGAUUAAGAUUCGCUAAAGAUCUAAUCAUCGCCAAUAUACUUCUUCGUUUAAUCAUACAAUCUGUAGUACUUCCUCAUAAUGUUCGCCAUAGCUUAUCUCUAGUUAUUGGAAGUUUUCUUCUUUAUUACAGUAUUGGACCAGCAUUUAUAUGGACAGUGGGAUUGGCAACUGGUGCCUAUAUUUUGAUAAUUUUACUGUCCUGUAUAAUGAAAAAAUUUAGGGGUUUAAUAACUUCACUUUCAGUAAUUGCAUUUCUAUUGGCAUGUGAAGUUUAUGUUUUAAAUCCAAAAAUGUGGCAGCAAAUAAGAGGAGUCCAGAUGAUUGCGGCAAUGAAAAUUAUAUCUGUAGCAAUAGAGUUAGACCGAGACCUUUAUAAGUGUAUGUUAAAUCCUGUGGAAUUUGGAGGGUAUGUGUUAUGUCCAGCUAAUUGUAUAUUAGGUCCGUGGAUAUCAUUCCAUACAUAUAAUCAAUAUUUAGAAGUAAAGUUUUUAAGUAAAAGAUGGUUUAAAAUAAUUUUCAUCAAUCUUUUUAUAUCUAUGCUGUUUUUAGUUUUAUCUAAUUGUGUCGUGCCCUGGUAUAUUGAUGAAGAAACAACAAAGUGGCUUGUAGCAUAUCGUGAUGCCCAAGCCUUCAGAAUGUCCCAUUACUUUGUAUCAAGCUUGUCAGUAGUGUCAAUGAUUAGUGCUGGUUUUGGUCUUACUAACGAUUGUCAUUCAGAAUUGCAUGUCACUAAACCAAUUUUUAUUGAAUUACCAAGAUCUCUAGUCCAAGUUGUAAUAUAUUGGAAUAUGCCAAUGCACCAAUGGUUGAAAAACUAUGUAUUCAAAACAUGUCAGGUCUAUGGGCAAUUUACAGCCAUACUUGUCACUUAUGCUGUUUCUUCAUUACUUCAUGGAUUGAAUUUCCAAUUAUCAGCAGUGCUUUUAAGUAUAGGGACCUUCUCUUAUGUAGAAUAUAAUUUUAGAAGUAAAGUAGCAUUAGCCCUAGAAGUAUGUUGUUUAGCCAAUCCUUGUGUAAAACAGUGUGACCACAAAUAUAAGAAGAACAGUGUAUUGACUAUAUUUAUUAAUGCUUUAUUUUCUUUGAUAACUGUUAUUCAUCUUGCUUACUUAGGAGUAAUGUUUGAAGCAUCUUUUUCUGUUCAAGAAUCUGGUUAUUCAUUUUACCACACUAUAAGCAAAUGGGAGAAUCUCAAUUAUUUCAGUCAUGGUUUUGUAGCUUUCAUGUAUAUAAUUUACAUAAUGAUGUAAUGUGAUAUAUAGUGUGUAGGUUAUAAUUAAUUUUAUUAAUCAAUUUCAAACUUGUGCCAUUAACUAUAUUUAAGUAUUUAAUUAUUUUAUAUACAGUAAAUUUGUGAUCUCAUGUCUUAUCCAGUUCCAAUAUAUUAAUAAAAGCUUCCACAGACAUCAGUAUUUAUAAAUAAUAAUAAUUAAGGUAAACAAAUACUGUUUACCUAUUUUAUUCCUGUACUACUAUUCAUGUGAGGGUGUUACCCUGAAGUGUUAAUGUCAAGAGUUUUUAGAUUUUAUUAAAAGCACUACUUAAUUUUAUGAAUACAUUCUGUGAUAGACUAUUAAAUUAAAUUGCACAAUUAGAUGUAGGUAUAUAGAUUUUUAUAUUUAUAACAUCUUUAAUCUAGAUAUUAGUAAGAAAUUUUUAAUAUUACUAUUAUUAAUUAUGUAGUUAUGUACAAUACAAUGAAAUAAAAAACCUUUACUACAGUAUAUUUAUAAAUAGAAGUAUGCAGUCUGGGUUAACCUUUACUUGAUAGUAGACCAUUUUUUUUUCUCAUUUGCUCGAUUGUAAAAAUACUAGCUCUAUACCUAGUUACAAAAUGUAAUGUGCCCAUAAAGUAUGAUAUACUUCUUACUGUAGUGAUGGAGUAAGAAUAUAAAUAUCACCAGUGGCAUAAAUAUACCAUCUGGGACUCAUUAUUAUAUAUCAGCAAAUUCAUAGGGUAGGAUUCUCUCAUUGUAUAAAAAAGAUUCAAAGAAUUGGAUAGAAUAACCAAGUUGCAUACCUUUUCUUUGUCUUGACAGCUUAUUCAGUCUAAUUUGUGUAUAUUUUUAAGUUAAUAUUGUAAUCAUUAAUUUUUUUACUAAUUUGUGUAAUAAAUUAAUAUAAAAUUCUACCCAUGUUCGCAACAUAUUGGACCAGGGUUCUCCUCAGUCUGGGAGCCUAUGGUAUGUUAUUCACACUGCCACCUUAUUGUUACACUACUGAAUAUAAUAAUGAUAAUAAAUUUGGCAUAGCCCAUCCUCACUACAGAUAUCCAUUGAAGGAGCUGUAACAACAGCAGUAUAAUAAUAUUUCUUUUCUUAAAACUUGUAAUAAAAUUUUAUUUGAGGCAUCUGAUCAGAAUGGUAAUGGUAGGCUAUAUAAAGAGUCCUGUGCCUAGUAGUGUGACAAUAAUGGUUUAUUAAGGUACAGCAUCUUCAACAAUAUAAAUUAUUUAUAAAUGUAAUGCUAAUAAAGUAUUAAAAGAAUGGUUUGGUAAAUAAAUAAUGGUUUACUGAGCUGCUUGUUAUAUUCUAUUAUAUUCAAAUUAUCAAACCACUUCAAUAAA
Molecule: messenger RNA, 2885 nt
Organism: Galleria mellonella (greater wax moth)
Lineage: Eukaryota; Metazoa; Arthropoda; Insecta; Lepidoptera; Pyralidae
Gene: por
Product: protein-serine O-palmitoleoyltransferase porcupine
Exons: 1
Coding region: 205-1569 (454 amino acids)
Biological process (GO): protein palmitoylation; canonical Wnt signaling pathway; lipid modification
Cellular component (GO): endoplasmic reticulum; membrane
Molecular function (GO): Wnt-protein binding; palmitoleoyltransferase activity
Source: RefSeq, a predicted model, not a curated record